Messenger RNA from Sebastes umbrosus (honeycomb rockfish), 2904 nucleotides. Its product is annotated as vascular endothelial growth factor C-like. The record is from RefSeq and is a predicted model, not a curated record. The coding region runs from base 1139 to 2362 and encodes 407 amino acids. NCBI's taxonomy places the organism in Eukaryota, Metazoa, Chordata, Actinopteri, Perciformes, Sebastidae. Gene Ontology annotation, cellular component: membrane. Gene Ontology annotation, molecular function: growth factor activity; chemoattractant activity; vascular endothelial growth factor receptor 3 binding. Gene Ontology annotation, biological process: vascular endothelial growth factor signaling pathway; response to hypoxia; positive regulation of angiogenesis. The transcript is spliced from 8 exons.
CAUUUUUAAAGUCUCGGCUGCCCCCAUUAUGAGGAAUUACAAAAGACGGAAGGACAGAGAUAACAAAUCUGUGAGAUAAGGAACAUGUGAGGAUCAUCUGGUCCUCUGUUUUGCCUGUCUUUUUGAUAAGUCAUAGAGCAAAAAUAGCCUCUCCGGUGAAUUUAAAAUCACAUAAAAGGAGCAUGAUGGCAUGCAUUGAGAGGAAGUGUGUCAGUGCCAAGGCGCUGCCUGCUUCUGCAGACGCUGUAUAGCCUGCAAUUUCUGGGGAGGGAAAAAAGAAGUGUGCCAGUAUAAUCAGCUAUAACGCAGAAUCAUCUCUCUCCGCCCACAACAUACAAUCCUUCCAUUCUUGUAUUUUUUCUCAUUCACUACACCAGGACGCCUACGAGCAGGACGCACUCUGUUUGGACACUUUUUUUUUCAUUUGGAAACAGGAUUUGGAAUAAGCUCUUUCCUCUUUUUUCUCUCUCUCUCUCUCUUUGAUGCUUUUCCAAGGAUCAGGCAGCCUGACAGAAAAAGUUGUGACAGAUUUAGUAAGAGAGAAAAAAAAAAAAAAAAGUCCAGAGAGAGACAGACAGAGCUUUUUGCCCCGGAGGUUCACGAGGAAGAUAAAGAGGCAGGGAUAAUCUCAGAGAGGGAGGGAAGAAGAGCACAGCUGUUGUGUGAAGAGAAAAUAUAGAUAAAGAAAAGCGAGUGUGAAGGGCGAAGGAGAAGAGAGUGACGAGGACAACCAAGGCUGGAGAAGAAAAAAAGGGAGCAAAUAAAAAGGAAUAAUUUCAAGGUGAAGGUCGUAAGAAGAGCUGAUAAACACCUGACAACAGUGAGAAUGGAGACGCUGCGAGACAAGAGGAGAGACUUCCUCUGAAGUGACAGAAAUAGGAGCUGUGUUUGACGCGAGGAAGAGGAGAUGAUUUCCUCAUCAUGUUUUAUUCAGCUGGUUUCCCAAAUUCAAACAGCCUGCGCCGGAAGAGCAACUUCGUCCCCGGAUAGAAUGAAGAGAGGAGCGAAGAGAUACCUGCCGAGUCUGAGAUACCCCUCCUUUCCCUCCUCUCCUCCUUCCUUCCUUUCACUUUAGAUCCAGCUUUAAAACUUCCUCCUCCUCCGCCCUGAUAUCUCCUCUCCUCUCCAUCUCCUCACUAUGUGGAUACCAGCUUUGCUCCUAUGGAUUCUUAAUAUCAGCAGUUUGUGCUCGGGACAAGACUAUACGGACUAUUACCAAACUGGAGACAUGGGCACCGAGGCUCCAGUACUGUCAGAUGACCAGCCCAGUUUGGAGACAGUGACGAGUGUGGAUCAGCUAUUACAGCUUCUAUACCCCGAAUACACUUUGCUUCAGCACUGCCUAAUGAAGAAGAAAUCAUGGCAGGCCUCGUCUUCCCCCUCUUUUCCCACCUCCUCGGCGAGCCCUUUAGUCCACUCUGACGAUGAGGACCUGUGGGGUCAGCCAAGGGAGGAGGCUCUUUUCAAAGUGGACGGGACUUUGGCAGUCAUCUUAGAGGAGAUCCAGCGGACCUCAUGCCAGCCCAGAGAGGUGUGCGUCGAGGUGGCCAAAGAAUACCCAGAAUCCACCAGUCAGUUCUACCUCCCUCGCUGCGUGGCGCUGCAUCGGUGCGGCGGGUGCUGCACCAACGAGGCCUUCUACUGCACCAACACGAGUCACACAUAUGUCAACAAGACGUUGAUGGAACUCUCCCCGCCCAGGAUGGAUCGCUCCGUCGUUAUGGUAACCUUCGUCAACCACACUUCGUGCGAAUGCCUCUCCAAGCGGCCGCUCCACUCCAUCAUAAGACGAGCCGCAACAGAUCACCUGUGUUCCCCACCCGAACUUCCCUGUGCCUCCGGGUCAAUAUGGGAUCCAGUGAACUGUGUGUGCGUCUCUACAGAUGCCAUAAACUACUCGGAGAGGGAGACGGAGGCGCUGGACUCAGGUCUGCUGGCUCUCUGCGGGCCCAACAGGGUUCUGCACGAGUCCACCUGCGAGUGUGUUUGUCGAAAUGGUCUCACCGAGGACAGCUGCGAUCCAGGCUGGAAACUGGACCACAACACCUGUAAUUGCCAGUGUGAAGGUCAAGGCGAGGGGAAGUUGUGCCCUACCGGCCAGCGGUGGGACGAGGAGCUGUGCGGCUGCGUGUGCGCCGCAGAGUGUCCCGGGAACCAGCCCCUGAACCCCGACACCUGCCUGUGUCAGUGCAGGGAGAGUCCUCAGUCGUGUCUGCGGCAGGGCAAAAGGUUUAACCCCAACUCCUGCAGUUGCUACAAGUUCCCAUGCAGAAAGCCCCGACGCGUGUGCCAGGCCGGUUUUUACUACAGCCACCAAGUCUGCCAGUGCAUCCCCAACUACAUGAGGCCUGAGUGGAAUUAACCAAUCACAGACUGCAGGUUAUGUCCCUUCAACAGGAGGCUUUUGGCCUGAAAACAAAGGGGGAAUUAAGGAGGAAGUGCCUCUUGACAGGAGGGCAGGACGGUGGAACUACGCAUGUACAUGUACUGGCUUACAACAGCAGCACUUGGAGGAGUUUUAUUAAUGCUGUCUGUGCUCUGGGAGGGCUUCCUAGUGAAACAAAAACGCCAAAACAGACAUCCGUAUGCAGUAAAACUCGUAAAAGUGGGAGUAAUCUCAGCCAAAGAGAAAACGAGGAGAGAUAUUUGACUCUAUGGGACCUGCCUGAAAGCAUGACAGCAAGGAGCGGGAUGGACCAAUCAGACUCUGAGCCAGCAACGUGUUUGAGCAAGAUAUCCAAGCUGCAGAGACACCACUCGUGACUGUGUGAAAUGGAAAGUGGAAUAAAAUAAUGACAGACCAGACUCUAUGCAAAUUUUUUUUUGAGAUUAAGUAAGCUGUAGGCACUUUGGCAGUCAUGAGAUGUUUGAGAGGUUGAAGGAUUUAUUUUGCAUGUAAUGUUG